Lottia gigantea (owl limpet) is the source of this 606-nucleotide messenger RNA. RefSeq lists its product as hypothetical. The transcript is spliced from 3 exons. The annotation marks the transcript as partial. Gene Ontology annotation, biological process: synapse organization. NCBI's taxonomy places the organism in Eukaryota, Metazoa, Mollusca, Gastropoda, Lottiidae. Gene Ontology annotation, cellular component: neuron projection membrane. The record is from RefSeq and is a predicted model, not a curated record.
UUAGGAGAAGAGGCUAAAUUACAGUGUGCUAUACAAAAUCUUGGUACCAGAACUGUUGUUUGGCGAAGAGCAUCUGAUCCUAAUCCACUUACAAUAAACGAUGUAACUUAUGUUUCGGACUCAAGAAUUAAAGUAUAUCACGAAAAAUAUUCAAUGGAAUGGAGUUUACAUAUAAAAGAUGUGACGUAUGAGGAUGAAGGUGUUUAUGAAUGCCAAAUAAGUUCUAAAGCUAGAAGUAUUAGACGACUCAUCAUGUUGCGGGUUAGCGAUAUUGAAAUCUCAGGAUCAACGUUUGUAGAGAAGGGCAAUCCUUUAAAGAUUACGUGUAAUGCAACUGGAAAUGACUAUCCCCCGGAGGGUCUUGAUUGGUUCAAAGAUGGAUUAAAAAUAACGCCCAAUGAUCGUACAUCUAUAAACAUGGAUGUGUCGUUAUCGGAUAGAACUAUUAUUAGUACGUUAGUGAUGUUACGGGCGGAUAUGUAUGAUGCGGGAACGUAUGUGUGUCGUACGUCAGAUUUACAGAUAACUAGUGUCAAAGUUAAUGUAUUAAAUAGUAAGUAUACAUUUCAAUUGUAUACAACUGUAUAUUCCAAUGCAAUACAAUAA